UAAAGUAGUGUUUUCACGUGAAUCGAGUCAUUGAGAGUCAAAAAGAGUUCUGUGGUGCAAAGAGAAAGUUUUGGUGAAAACUGAAAAGGAUGGAUUCGGACUUUGGACUACCCAGAGAACUCUCUGAUCUACAAAAGCUCCGAUCCCAAUACAAGCCGGAUCUUCCUCCUUGUCUUCAGGGCACUACUGUCCGUGUGGAAUUUGGCGAUGCAACCACGGCUGCAGAUCCCUCUGGUGGACAUACAAUAAGUAGAUUGUUUCCUCACACUUUUGGUCAGCCAUUGGCUCAUUUUCUCAGGGCAAAUGCCAAGGUUCCAGUUGCGCAGAUAAUUACGGAGCACCCGGCAAUUAGGGUGGGGCUUGUUUUCUCUGGUAGACAAUCUCCAGGAGGGCAUAAUGUUGUAUGGGGUUUGCAUGAUGCAAUCAAAGUUCACAAUUCUAAAAGUACAUUGCUUGGAUUUUUGGGUGGUUCUGAAGGUUUAUUUGCACAGAAGACACUUGAGAUCACUGAUGACGUUUUGUCUACUUAUAAAAAUCAAGGUGGCUAUGAUAUGCUGGGGAGAACACAAGAUCAAAUUAGAACAACUGAGCAAGUUUAUGCUGCACUAACUGCUUGUACAUCUUUGAAAUUGGAUGGCCUUGUUAUUGUUGGAGGAGUAACAUCAAACACAGAUGCUGCAUAUCUAGCAGAGGCUUUUGCGGAAGCUAAAUGCCCAACAAAAGUUGUUGGAGUUCCAGUCACAUUGAAUGGAGAUCUAAAGAACCAGUUUGUAGAGACAAAUGUUGGUUUUGAUACAAUAUGCAAGGUUAAUUCUCAGCUCAUUAGCAAUGUCUGCACCGAUGCACUCUCAGCAGAGAAGUAUUAUUAUUUCAUCAGGCUGAUGGGGCGAAAGGCAUCACAUGUUGCCUUAGAAUGCACCCUUCAGUCACACCCAAAUAUGGUAAUUCUUGCUGAGGAGGUAGCUGCAUCAAAGCUUACUCUUUUUGACAUCACACAACAAAUUUGUGAUGCUGUGCAGGCCAGGGCGCAACAAGAUAAAUACCAUGGUGUAAUCCUAUUGCCUGAGGGUCUCAUUGAAAGUAUUCCUGAAGUAUAUGCUCUACUAAAGGAAAUUCAUGGUUUGCUCAGACAAGGUAUUUCUGCUGAUAACAUUUCCUCCCAAUUGUCACCGUGGGCAUAUGCACUUUUUGAAUUUCUGCCUCCCUUCAUAAGAAAGCAGCUCCUCCUGUAUCCGGAAUCAGAUGACUCAGCUCAGCUAUCUCAGAUUGAGACAGAGAAGCUUUUAGCUUUUCGUGUAGAAGAAGAAAUGAACAAACGAACAAAAGAAGGAAAGUAUACGGGGAAGAAAUUCAAUGCUAUUUGCCAUUUUUUUGGUUAUCAAGCUCGCGGAUCCCUGCCAUCGAAGUUUGAUUGUGACUAUGCUUAUGUUCUUGGCCAUGUCUGCUACCAUAUUUUGGCUGCUGGCUUGAAUGGUUAUUUAGCAACUUUAACUAACUUGAAGAAUCCUGUGAACAAGUGGCGCUGUGGUGCUGCUCCGAUAACUGCUAUGAUGACGGUUAGGCGUUAUGGUCAUGGUCCUGCUGCUUCAUCCUUUGGAAGGCCUGCUCUUCAUCCUGCUACUGUUGAUUUAAGAGGAAAAACAUAUGAGCUGUUGAGACAGAGUGCCACGACGUUCUUGUUAGAUGAUGUGUACAGGAAUCCAGGACCUCUUCAGUUUGAUGGCCCAGGUGCUGAUGCAAAGGCUUUAACUCUUUGUGUUGAGGAUCAGGAUUACAUGGGCCGUAUCAAAGAGUUGCAGGAAUAUCUUGAUAAGGUACGCACAAUCGUGAAGCCAGGCUGCACCCAGGAUGUGCUGAAGGCAGCUUUGAGUGCCAUGGCUUCUGUAACAAAUAUUCUCUCAGUAAUGUCAAAUGGCGGGAACACAAAUUUCUAAAGAAAGAGCAGGGCAGAGUUGGUCUAUCUUCAAGAAAUUGUGGCACACCACUUUAGGCUAUAGGUGGUGGAAAGCAAUUAGACUUUGGUGUUUGAGUAUGUCCUCAGUCCAAGACUUUUAGGCUCCGUCUUUUGAACCCUGAAAUUUUGAGUUGUGAAGAAAAUGGGUGGAUUAAAUCUGCAUUGUGAAGAAUAAUCCCUGUUUUUUAUAAUAAUCUAUUAGUAAUAAGAUUUAACAUUGGAAAUAAUGGAGUUGCUCCUGUUGUCUGUAUAGCUAUUGUGCCUGCCUGCUCCAAAUUCGUAUAGCCACAUCUCGGCCCAUUAGUUGAUCUCAGCCAUAUGAGCUUUAGGCUGCUUCAAAAGAAGGGUUGAGCAGCGGGCAGCAAGAAAACGAGGGUGAAAGUUUAGUUGCAUUUUGAUCCAUGCGAUUGGGUGACAUUUGUUUUUACACAAAAAUAUGAAGAAAAUAGAUGAAUUGUUUGGAAAGGGAACAGACACCCACACACAAAAGCACGCACUGCCUUACAUGUAUAGGAAGCGAUUAGAAAGGAUUCCCAAUAGAAAUGAAAAUAAGUUCUAAACCUUGAUAGCAAUGACCUUGUUGAUGAAAAUGAAUAUAUAAUUUUCUUGCAAUUUGAUAUGAAUAAGGAAGACAUUAAAUCUAAGUGAGAGC
Cuscuta epithymum is the source of this 2606-nucleotide messenger RNA. Lineage: Eukaryota; Viridiplantae; Streptophyta; Magnoliopsida; Solanales; Convolvulaceae. The record is from the annotation of a GenBank genome assembly.